AUGAAGGGAUGCAAGGAAAAAGUUGGUUUGUUCUCGAAUCGAAAAAGCAGUGCUUCGACAAGCCAAGCAAGUCGUGUGAGUCUACAAUGGUCUGUGCCCACGCUAUCGGGCAAACCACCAAGCGCUCGGGGUGGCCACUCGUCGGUAAUAACAGAAGCGCAUCUUUUAAUUUUUGGUGGGCAUCAUUACGGCAGUGCUGGAGGGUUCGUGUAUCUGAAUGAUUUGCACCGUUUGAAUCUAAAGACAUCGUCUUGGGAAGAGAUGCUUUUGCCAAAGGAGCUGUCUCGUUCACGUCAGCCAAUUGAAGAUAGUGAAAAAAAUAUGUCUAUUGAGUUACCAGCUCCACGAUAUGGUCACUCUGCUAUACUUCUCAAUGAGGAUAAACGUAUGUUUAUAUUCGGUGGCCGUGGAGUUGAAGGUGAAGCUUUUCGGGAUAUAUAUUUCUUUGAUCUAAAAGCCUUAGCCUGGAUGCAGGUGCAAUGGACCACAGAUUCCCCUGCUGGACGCUACGGGCAUGCAGUAGCCUCGGUAGAUAAAGAAAAGAUGUUCAUUUUUGGCGGUUGGGAUGGCAAAAAGAGUAUGAACGAUAUGUGGUCUUUCAAUUCAAAAUCUUUUACUUGGCGUCGACCAAAAUGCUCUGGUCAGCCACCCACCCCUCGGCACAACCUGUCAAUGAUAGAUCUAAAUCAAUGGACAGGUGUAGAUGAUGGUCUUACCUCUCUACUCUUAUACGGAGGGUACACAGUGGUUUCAAACGCGUUGCCAGUAUACAACAAAGAUGUUUACAUUUUAAACGUUGCAGACUUGUGUUGGAGCCGUCCUAGAUUAGUUGGCGAAUAUCCCCCUGGCUCUUUCGGUCAAUCAAUGAACCUUGCUGGAGCUACCAGUGAAGCUAAAAUUGCAUUGAUACUUGGUGGAUGGUCCGGCACGGAUAGCACACCACUAUUUAUUGGAGACAAACAAGUCCGUGACCUUGUUCGAGAAACAGCGCGGAAAGAGCGAAUUCUUAGUAACGAAAAUGAUGCUAAUGAGCGCACUGAAAAACGAAAUAGACGCAAACGCAAGAUGCAACACGAACAAGACCUUCGCUGUGCAUCUUCGCAUGCACGCGUGUUGGAUUUGCAGGCUAUGGAGUGGCAUUGCGUGUCUGCGCACGGUGUCGCGGUAGCAAAUCGUUAUGGCCACACGUCGAACAUCGUAGGUCGUCACGUCUUUCUCUUUGGCGGCUGGGACGGCAAUCGAGCGCUUGAUCAACUAGUUGUAGGCGAGCUGUCCAUUGAUUUAGCUUCCACACCAAUCAGCGAUUGCUAA
Messenger RNA from Plasmopara halstedii, 1311 nucleotides. RefSeq names its product Kelch repeat-containing proteins. The transcript has a single exon. The record is from RefSeq and is a predicted model, not a curated record. NCBI's taxonomy places the organism in Eukaryota, Oomycota, Peronosporomycetes, Peronosporales, Peronosporaceae. Gene Ontology annotation, molecular function: protein binding. Bases 1 to 1311 code for a protein of 436 amino acids.